AUGGACGCUCAAUCUGACGGGCCGCAUCGCGCGGAGAGGCAGAAUCUGCUGCCGCGACGGGCGGACGAGAAGCUUGACGCGAGGCAGAAAGGCAUGACGCGGCGGGGGAUGAUCGCCGCCGUUUCGUACAUGAUAUGCGCAGUCACGCUCGUUAUGUUCAACAAGGCCGCCCUUUCCUCCUUCAACUUCCCUUGCGCCAACGUCAUCACUCUGCUUCAGAUGCUCUCCUCUACGGCCCUGUUAGCCAUUCUCCGCCUAGCAGACGUUCUCACCUUUGCGGAUGGCUCUGCUGCUGACGUGGCUCUGGGCAGAGGCAGCAGCAGCAUAGGCAGCAGCGGUAGCAGCCUAGGGAGCAGCAAGGGAGGAGCAGCGGUGGGGCUGGGAAUGGUGGUGGCGGGCCUGUUCGCCCCCAGCUACUCUGUCUCUGUCGCCCCUGCUGGUGCUGGCGGUGGUGGGCGGAAGGGUGGGAGGAGCAGGGGCAGGCGCAGUGGGUUUGUGCCUCUGCAUACUCUUGCAAGAGUGCUGCCUCUGUCGCUCUCCUAUCUCCUCUACAUGGUGGUGGGCAUGGCGAGCAUAAGGGGAGUGAACGUGCCCAUGUACACGGCUCUCAGGCGCACCACGGUGGCCUUCACCCUCCUGGCCGAGCGACUGCUGUCAAGCAAGCGACACUCCUCAUACACGCUCAUCAGUGUGGCAGUCAUAGUCACAGGAGCACUGCUGGCAGCACUAAGGGACUUCUCAUUUGAAGCAUACGGCUACUCGCUGGUCUUCCUCUCCAACAUCACCACCGCCCUCUACCUUGCGUUCAUUGCAAGGCUAGGCAAGGCCACCGGCCUUAACAGCUUCGGCCUCAUGUGGUGCAACGGCGUCAUCUGCAUCCCCGCCCUCCUCCUCUGGACAUUCCUCUCGGGGGAGAUUCAACGCGCGCUCGACUUUCCAGCACUCCUGCAACCCAAUUUUCUGGUCGUGCUGUCCAUGUCAUGCCUCAUGGCCUUUGCUCUCAAUUACACCAUCUUCCUCAACACCUCUCUCAACUCUGCCCUCACCCAAACCAUGUGUGGCAACAUCAAGGAUUUAGGAACGGUUGGAAUCGGUUGGGCACUUUUUGGAGGCUUGCCGUUUGACCUGGGCAAUAUUAUUGGGCAAGUUAUGGGGUUUAUGGGUUCGGGUCUAUAUGCUUAUUGCAAGAUUAAAGGUAUCUAG
Molecule: messenger RNA, 1203 nt
Organism: Closterium sp. Naga37s-1
Lineage: Eukaryota; Viridiplantae; Streptophyta; Zygnematophyceae; Desmidiales; Closteriaceae
Source: the annotation of a GenBank genome assembly